This is a messenger RNA of Scleropages formosus (Asian bonytongue), 3489 nucleotides long. RefSeq names its product kelch-like family member 31 (gene klhl31). Gene Ontology annotation, biological process: negative regulation of protein phosphorylation. Gene Ontology annotation, cellular component: nucleus. The record is from RefSeq and is a predicted model, not a curated record. The coding region runs from base 165 to 2072 and encodes 635 amino acids. Lineage: Eukaryota; Metazoa; Chordata; Actinopteri; Osteoglossiformes; Osteoglossidae. Gene Ontology annotation, molecular function: protein binding. The transcript has 3 exons.
UCACACACCGAGAGAGGAGGAGUCAACUGACAGUCCGUUCCAGGGUUCUACACUCACUCGUUCUCUCUCCCACCCACCCAGGCUUGGAGGUACAGGUCAUUUCAUCUCCUCCUUAACCCGGUGCUAUCACUGUGCGGUCUUGGCUGUGAGCCACUUCUGCAGUCAUGGCUCCCAAGAAGAACAAGGCAAAUAAAAAGAACAAAGGAGAUAUAAAUGAAAUGACCAUCUUAGUAGAUGACGGGCCCAUAAACAAAAUGAAUGGCCUGAACGCUCUGUUAGAGGGCGGCAAUGGCUUCAGCUGUAUCUCUACUGAGGUGACUGACCCAGUGUACGGGCCAAGCCUUUUGGAAGGACUGUCUACCAUGAGGCAAGAUAGCUUCCUGUGUGACCUGACUGUUGUCACCAAGUCCAAGUCCUUUGACGUUCACAGAGUCGUGAUGGCCUCCUGCAGCGAAUACAUCCGUAAUGUGUUGAAGAAGGAUCCUUCUCUCCAGAAGCUGGAUUUUGCUGAUAUGUCCCCCGUUGGCCUAGCCACAGCUAUCACGUACGCCUACUCGGGAAAGCUGACCUUGUCUCUGUACACUAUCGGGAGCACCAUCUCUGCCGCCAUCUUCCUGCAGAUCCAUAGCCUGGUGAAGAUGUGCAGUGAUUUCUUGACUCAGGAGAUCAGUGUGGAGAACUGCAUGUAUGUGGUGAACAUCGCAGACACAUACGGACUGAAAAGCACCAAGGAGGCCGCACAGAAGUUCAUGCGGGAGAAUUUCAUUGAGUUCUCAGAGAUGGAGCAGUUCCUGAAGCUCACCUAUGAGCAGAUCAGUGAAUUCCUCAUGGAUGACUCCCUGCAGCUGCCCUCUGAAAUAACCGCAUUCCAGAUUGCGAUGAAGUGGCUCGACUUUGAUGAGAAGAGGCUGAAGUAUGCCGCCGACCUUCUGACGAACAUCCGUUUUGGUGUCAUCUCUGCUCAAGACCUAGUGAGCCAUGUCCAGAGCGUGCCCAGGAUGAUGCAAGAUGCGGAAUGCCACCGGCUGCUGGUUGAUGCCAUGAAUUACCACCUGCUGCCCUAUCAACAAAAUAUCCUCCAGUCAAGAAGAACCAAGGUGCGUGGAGGCCAGCAAGUUCUCCUCACAGUGGGUGGGAGGCCAGCUUUGACGGAGAAGUCACUUAGCAAAGAUGUCCUUUACAGAGAUGUCGACAACAUCUGGAACAGGCUUACUGAAAUGCCUGCAAAGAGCUUCAACCAGUGUGUGGCUGUCUUGGACGGAUUUCUUUAUGUUGCCGGAGGUGAGGACCAGAAUGAUGCCAGAAACCAAGCCAAACAUGCUGUUAGCAACUUUUGCAGGUAUGAUCCCCGAUUCAACACUUGGAUUCAUCUGGCCAACAUGAUUCAGAAGCGCACUCACUUCAGUCUGAAUACCUUCAAUGGCCUCAUUUUUGCCAUAGGAGGACGAAAUUCAGAAGGAAGCCAGGCAUCUGUUGAGUGUUAUGUGCCCUCCUCCAACCAGUGGCAGAUGAAGGCCCCCAUGGAGGUGCCGAGAUGCUGCCAUGCUAGCACAGUCAUUGAUGGCAAGAUCUUGGUCACUGGAGGCUACAUCAACAAUGCCUACUCCCGUUCGGUUUGCUCCUAUGACCCUUCCACUGACACCUGGCAGGACAGGAACAGCAUGAGUACACCCAGGGGCUGGCACUGUUCUGCCACCGCGGCUGACCGUGCCUACGUCGUUGGGGGUAGCCAGCUCGGAGGCCGUGGGGAGAGGGUGGAUGUCCUCACGGUAGAGUGCUACAAUUCCCACACUGGCCAGUGGAGCUGCACGGCUCCACUGCACACGGGGGUUAGCACGGCCGGCAUCGCCACCUUGAAUGGCAAGAUCUACCUCCUAGGGGGCUGGAACGAGGUGGAGAAAAAGUACAAGAAGUGCGUCCAGGUUUACAACCCAGAUCUCAACGAGUGGACUGAAGACGACGAGUUGCCGGAAGCAACCGUCGGCAUCUCGUGCUGCAUGGUCACCAUACCCACUCGCAAGACCCGUGAGAGCAGGGCUAGCUCAGUGUCAUCAGCACCAGUCAGCAUAUAGAAGCCAUGCAAUUCCAACAAUAUAGUUCAGAAGCAACUGAGAGCAAAGCAAAGAAACCCAAAGUGCUAUUCAAUUUAGUAUUUGACUAUACUAGAAAGCAUUGCAUAUGUACUUAAUUUUUUAUUUAUUAAAAAUGCAUUUAAGAUAAAGAGUCAUUUUUAUAUAUGGUAUGUGGCUAAGUCAAAAAGAAUCCACAAUAAUUUGUUUUCAUUCAAAUACAGAUUAUUGCGGACACUUCUGAAUUUAACCUUGUACACCUUGUCUCUAAAAGCAUUAUUUAAAUAACGAUUUAAAUAAUAUUGAUAAUAACUAAUGCAUUUAAUGUACACAAAGGUUCGUAAAGGUGACAUCACAAUGUGUCCUCUGUGAAGUCAUUUUAAAAAUUCACAUUCAGGUUACAACAUUACUUGAUGCUCUUGGCACAAAUCGACCGUUGAUUUUCUGACUAGUUUUUAUUAUGUACGAUGUGAGUUUGUGUGUUCUUUAUAACACAUAAAAACAUGUUUCAAUUAAAUUUUUUUGGUUUAUAAUAUGAACUUAAAACACUUAAAUGAGUGUUUUUUUUUCCCUCUGGGGCCAAUUAUACAUUGAUUUUAACUGAUUUCUGUAUAAUUUUACAGUCAUUUCCUCCAUAGAUCUCCAGGCUAUAGAAUAUGCUGUUAUGUUUCAUUUGCGUGAUUAAAUUAAAAUAAAACCUAUUAGGCUUCCUAGCUCCUGGAGUACCUGCAAGCUUACAGGUUACUCUGUCACCUUGCAAAUUUGCUGAAGUAAGACGCACAGAAAUCGAGGGACGCUUAAAGCUGCGAGAAACAUUUGAAAUGCGUCAAAAUGUGCCACAGUAUCAGAGAAACGUGCCCAAGUUUUUAGAUCCCCGAAAAUCAUUUGAGAGAUGAAAAAUGGCCAUAUUUUCAAAGUUACUAUCCCUUGCACAUCGCUCCAAAUCUCUGUUAGAUUAAAACUCUUCACGAAGUAACUAAAAAUGUCCCAAUGCCAUUUGCGUGCAUCAAAAUACGCAAAAUCAUGCUGCGAAAGCACAAAAAAUGUGGCUUGAAUGGUGGCUAUGAAAGUGCAGAAUGGUGAAUGUGUUUUGUUAAACGAAGGAAACAUGAGUAGUUACUAAAACAAGUUAGUAGCCUGGGCUGAUUCAGGGUUGAGAUCUUCUUUAUCGUAAUGCUUCUCAAACCCUCUGACAGUUCAAGUUUGCAAUAAUUUCUUUAGCUGAAAAUUAAUAAUUUGAAACUUUUGCGCGUACCACGGAUGUAGGACAUGUGAGCUGAAUUGGUGUCAUAAAUGGUGUAUGAUUUUUGUUUUUUUUUUUGAACUCCAUUUAUGGAAGUGCCUGAUUCGGUUCCUAUCAUAUCCCGCAUCAGAUCCUCCUAAGUAUAAUAACCUUCAUUAAAGAUGCCAGUGAAAACAA